AUGGCUGAGAUUAGGAGGGGACUGUACCUGGCUCUCGUUUCAUUUCUGGGGCUCACAUGGACCACUGGAGUGAUUGCCUUUCCUUGUGACCAGAUACUUACUUCUCCAUCUCCCCCUUCAACAGUGGACAGCGUGCGUCCCUCAGAUGUGUCCGUGCUCUCCUCGGUCGGCCUGGACUCAAACAGUCCGGAGCUUUCCGGUGUCUUAUCAAAGCUCCAAGAGCUGAUGAGUUUGUUCAAUCCGUCUCUGCUCAGUCCAUUCUUUGAUCCACCCAGCCUCCUCUCUCCUCUGUUCUUUUCCGACAGUUCACUGAUGGAGCAGGCAGAGGAAGUGGCCCUCCAGCUCCAGGACAAACCGGAUUCCUGGAAACUAAUGAUGUUCUUUGUUCCAAUGGAUCAGCUCUGUGCGUGCGAGCAGAAACAGGCCUUGUCUGCAGUUGAUGAAACAGUCAGAGAGGUGGAUGAAGCUUUACAGUUACUCCAAUCGCAGCUAAAGAAGACCAUCGUCAGUGUUGCACUAUGGGAUGGAGAACAAGCCAGUCACCAAAGCAGGAACUGUUUUUGUUCAGGAUCCGUCAGAGAAGGAGAGGUCAAACUUGUGAGAGCGAUGCAGACUUUUGCUUUGCAGAAAUCUCUGGGUGAGCUGUUGGAGAGGAAGCGAUGGUUUUACAAAAGCACAGAAGACUUCACUGUGGUUCUUCAGGAGUCACCGCUGCUCAGAGAAACUUCUGCUAGCGGUGCCUCUUAUACCGACUCAUACCACACAGAUAAACUGCUGGUUCAAACGUGGACGCAACUGCUACAGCCUACAGUUGACAACGCGAAACAAGGGGACUUCGCUCUGCCCUGCCCCUCUGAGUUCCGGCCCUUUUUGAGGACGUCUGCGAACUCGUAUUUAAAGGAAAGCAAUGAUGUGUCACUGCUAGUUGAAUCACUUACAGGGACAGAGAUGCCAUGUUUGGACUUGAGCCCCUCACCUUCAGUACCAAACACAGUACAUAAGCUGAGACCUGGAGAUGUCAAAGUGAUGGCUGCUCUGGGAGACUCUCUGACAGCGGGAAAUGGCAUUGCGUCAAGUCCAAAUAACAUUCUGGACGUCCUGACUCAGUACAGAGGUCUAUCCUGGAGCAUUGGAGGAGAUGACAACUUGACCAGUGUCACCACUUUACCCAACAUCUUCAGGCACUUUAACCCUAAUGUGACGGGGUUUGCUGUGGGCACGGGCAGACAGAACAAUCCUGAGGCCGCGCUGAACCAGGCUGUGGGUGGAGCCACAAGCCACAAUUUGCUGACCCAGGCUCAAGCUCUGGUGAAACUCAUGAAGAACGACUCGAAAAUCAAUUUAACAGAGGACUGGAAGGUUGUUACUAUAUUUAUUGGAGGAAAUGACCUGUGUGACUUUUGCAAAAACUCACUGUUGUAUUCUGUGGAAACUUACAUUAAGAACGUGCGAGAAGCCCUGGAUUACUUGCAGAAAGAGGUUCCUCGUACUCUGGUGAAUCUAGUGGAGGUUCUUCACAUCACACCACUCAGAGAAAUGCACACAGACACGUCACUCAAAUGUCCAACGUGGCUCGUAAAUAUCCUUUGCCCAUGUGUGAUCAUGCCUAAAGACAACUCUGCAGCGCUGCAACAACUGGAGGCUCUUAAUAGAAAGUAUCAGACUGCACUGAAUGAGCUGGUGGAGUCUGGCCGCUAUGACACCCGCUCUGACUUCACUGUGGUGGUGCAGCCGUUCUUCAGGGAAAUAUUUGUCCCUAGACUCCCUGAUGGCCGCCCAGACCGUUCCUACUUCAGCGCCGACUGUUUUCAUCUUAGUCAGAAAUCCCAAACGCAGAUGGCCCGGGCUCUGUGGAACAAUAUGUUGGAGCCACUGGGCAAUAAAACCACCAAACACGAUUUUGUAGCAGGAAUUGAACUUAAAUGUCCAACAAAGACGUCACCAUACAUCAGGACAUACAACAACAGUGACUACAUGUACGCAGGCCCCCCGCCGACCCCUGAUCCUAUUACUAAUUGGGGUAGUGACUUCUCGUGCGUGGACCUUGCUCCAUCUAACCCCGUGCCCACAUCAGUUCACAGACUCCGACCGGCAGACAUCAAGGUGGUGGCCGCUCUCGGAGAUUCUGUCACAGCUGGAGUUGCCGCUAAGGCCAAGAACUUGUUCGACCUGAGUAAACAGUACAGAGGAGUGGCAUGGAGCAUUGGAGGAGAUGCAAGUUUAGAGACCGUGACCACAUUACCAAACAUUUUAAGGAAGUUCAACCCAAACCUUCUGGGAUUCUCCGUUGGACAACUGGCUCUGAAAAAAGGCUUCAACAUGGCCCAACCUGGAGCUAAGUCUUUAGACAUUCCAACACAAGCAGAAGCUCUGGUUAAGGCCCUCAAGAACAACAAGGAGGUGAAUUUUGAACAAGACUGGAAGCUGGUGACGAUAUUUGUGGGGGAUAUGGAUCUUUGUAACUACUGCUUCGAUCAAUACAACCUCACAGCCGAACAUUUCAGCCGCAACAUAGAGAAAAGUUUGGACAUACUAUAUCAAAGUGUCCCUCGUGUGUUGGUCAAUGUCGUCCAAGUUUUGCAAAUAGAUCCAGUGAAAACAGUUCAGAGAAACACAAUUGGCUGUGGCCUCCUGCAAAGAACGCAGUGCCCUUGUGUCAUUAACCCCACCACAAACUCCCCCGAAAUGGAAGAGAUAAAACGGAUAAAUCAUGAAUACCAGGCUGAACUUGAGUUUCUACUCUCUAGUGAUCGAUAUGACGGGAAAGAGGACUUCGCUGUGGUCCUUCAGCCAUUUUUACACAACUACUUUCUGCCACACAUUGGAGAGGGAGAGGUGGACACCAGUUUCUAUUCUCUGGACUGUUUCCAUCUAAGUGACCGGGCGCAGGCGGAGAUGGCCAUAGCUCUGUGGAAUAAUAUGCUGGAGCCAGUGGGAAGGAAGACAGCAUUUAACAACUACACUUACGACCGCUCCAAGCUCCACUGUCCCUCGCAGACCAACCCCUUCAUCUUCACCAAAAUGAACAGUUUACCAGAGGUUACCACCACCCCACCUCCCACUGUGUCCCAGAGCACAGUCUCCCCCUCCACAGACCCCACGCCUUCUGUGACGGGACCCCAGCCGCUGUGCUCCCCCGAGUUGCCCGUGUGGGUCCCCGUGCUGGCCGCCGUCGGGAGUCUGCUGGUCGGGUUUGUGGUCUCCUGGAAAUUAGGAAUCUAA
Messenger RNA from Boleophthalmus pectinirostris (great blue-spotted mudskipper), 3222 nucleotides. RefSeq names its product phospholipase B1, membrane-associated-like. Gene Ontology annotation, cellular component: brush border membrane. NCBI's taxonomy places the organism in Eukaryota, Metazoa, Chordata, Actinopteri, Gobiiformes, Gobiidae. The transcript has 43 exons. Gene Ontology annotation, biological process: phospholipid metabolic process. Gene Ontology annotation, molecular function: retinyl-palmitate esterase activity; phosphatidylcholine lysophospholipase A1 activity; A2-type glycerophospholipase activity. The record is from RefSeq and is a predicted model, not a curated record. Bases 1 to 3222 code for a protein of 1073 amino acids.